This is a messenger RNA of Hermetia illucens (black soldier fly), 885 nucleotides long. Its product is annotated as dnaJ-like protein 60. The transcript has 5 exons. Lineage: Eukaryota; Metazoa; Arthropoda; Insecta; Diptera; Stratiomyidae. The coding region runs from base 149 to 817 and encodes 222 amino acids. The record is from RefSeq and is a predicted model, not a curated record.
UUCAUUCAAUUUCACUCAUUUCAAACACGAACGUCAACUUUUUGUUGGCAAUUAGAAGUCGUCAGCCAAUCUUCCUACUUUCAGUAGAGAUCCGCUGGUCGGAUUUUGUUUGUGUCGGAAUGCAGUUCGCCUGAAAUUCAAAAUUGUUAUGCAAAACCUCCCAUCGAAAUUGUUGGUCCGAGUCAACUCGACGACGUUAUCCCUUAUAAAUUACCGGCUGUACAGCAGUAAGCAGACUUUAUACGAUGUCCUAAAUUUGAAGCGCAAUUGCUCGGAGCAGGAAAUCCGCAAUGCCUUCUUGAGGCUCUCCAAAGAGAAUCAUCCCGACAUGAAAAGAGCCGCCGGUGGAUCUCGUGCUGAAAACCAGAAAUUCAUUGCUAUCCUUCAAGCCUAUCAAGUUCUGAGCAAGAAAGAUUUGCGAGGGCAAUAUGAUCUGGAUUUGCAAGCGUCAGAGAGGCGAUCAGCUUAUGCAGAUAAGAUAUCAAACGACAUGCGGCAACAAAACCAGUACAUGCGGUAUGGCGACUUCACCCCAACAGCAGACCCCAAUCCAGGACCAUAUUACGGUGUGAAAGGCAUAUCGAAAGUUUCGAAUUGGAACAUUGCAACAAUUCUGUUCGGGAUCGCAAUUGUGGGGGCAGCUCUUCAAUUCUUCUUAAUACGCCACUCUUUUACAUUGCGUAGAGAUGCUUUGGAUGACUUCUCAAAGGAAGCUGGAAAAUCACACGCAAACGUUCGUGCCGAAGCUGAAAAAUAUGGCAACGAGAAGCAGUUAGAACGCUUGGCUGCAAAAUUCCUGCAAGGAGGUAGUCGAUGAUAUUUUUGGUGGCACCGCCCAUAAUUUCUCUAGGACAUUUUCGUAAUAAAUUUGAUAGUAUUGAACAA